Messenger RNA from Trametes versicolor FP-101664 SS1, 2697 nucleotides. RefSeq lists its product as uncharacterized. Lineage: Eukaryota; Fungi; Basidiomycota; Agaricomycetes; Polyporales; Polyporaceae. Gene Ontology annotation, molecular function: nucleic acid binding. The record is from RefSeq and is a predicted model, not a curated record. Bases 1 to 2160 code for a protein of 719 amino acids. The transcript is spliced from 5 exons.
AUGCAGUCCCUCUCGCGCCCGGCAUCCACGUCUACCCGUCCCACCGCUUCUCCGAACCCCAAGCCGCAGUAUCAAGUAAAUACCCAGACAAAAGUCUUCGAUACCGCUCAAGGCCGGAUCCUCUGCAUAGCAGACAUCCGUGGCCGCCUUUCUGCACUCAAUGACCUCGCGAGGGAAGCGAAUGCAUCUGCAAUUAUUCACACCGGGGACUUUGGCUUCUUUGAGGCCUCCAGUCUCGACCGGAUAAACGACCGGACGCUCCGUCAUCUUACCAUGUACUCUCCGCUCAUCCCAACCGCGCAAAGAAACCACCUACUUGCGCCGGAGAAUCCCCCCUCAGCCAUCCGGUCGACUGUCACCAUCAACCUUUUGUCCGAAUUCCCCUUGCUUCUUUCCGGCCAAAUCAAGCUUCAAGUCCCCGUCUACACUGUCUGGGGCGCGUGCGAGGACGUGAUCGUGCUCGAGAAGUUCCGCGCGGGUCAAUACGACAUCGAGAACCUACACAUACUCGACGAAGCGACGACGCGGUGCCUCGACCUUGGCGGCGUCAAGCUGCGUCUGUUGGGGUUGGGUGGCGCGCUUGUGCCACACAAGAUGUUCGAUAAUGGAGACGGGAGCGCGACAAUCGCCGGUGGGCAGGGCACGAUGUGGACGACGGCCUUGCAGAUUGGUGAGCUUGUCGACACCGCGCAGAGAGUCUUCGACCCUACAGAGACGCGUCUACUCGUGACGCACGCCUCCCCGGGCCGCGAGGGCAUCAUCAACCAACUCGGCCUCGUACUCAAGGCAGAUCUAAGCGUCUCCGCGGGCCUCCACUUCCGCUACGCAUCAUCGUACAACGAGUUCAGCGUCCAGUCUGACUUCGAGGGGCUGCGCCACAAGCUCGUCGCGGGCAAGGAGGCAUUUGACAAGGUCUGGGAAAGCGUCAAGACCCAGGUCGACGCCGUCAUCGACGAGCACCAACGCGUUCUCUUGGACAAGGCCCUUUCUGUCGUCGAGCGGAUACCUCCGCCCCCGAACCAGCCAGGCCCAGCCGGUCAGCCGUUUGCUGAGGAGCCGGCGUGGAAAAACUGCUGGAACUGGAACCUCUGUGACGCUGCGUACGGCGCGCUUGUGCUUGAUAUCAAGGAUGGCCGCGUCAGCGCAGAGCUGAAGAGUCAAGGCUUCAACUACGCGUAUCGCCGUUCGGUGACGCCGUCGACGGUGGCUGCGACCCCUAGCUCCGCGACCUCGGGUCUGCCCGUACAAGUGCAAAGCGGCGCGCCGGGUACGGGCGGGGCGAGCACGCCCAAGAACGCGACGCCUGCCGGGACCGAGAAGCCUCUGCCGCCACACUUGACUGGUUCUAAGUCAAAACCCGCGACGCCUCCGCCCGCAUCGGCCACUUCGGGCCGUGAGACGCCCAAGCUUAACGGCGCUCAGGACGCACAGGCUGCAGCGGACAAGGCUGAGCGCGAGCGCGCAAAGCGGGAGCGCAAGAAGGAGAGGAAGCGGGAGGCUGCCGCGGCUGCGAAGGAGGGCGGGUCGGGCAGCGGCACAGCGUCGCCCGCGCAGCCGAGGACGGAGGUGGACUUGAGCAGUCCGCCACCGCAGGCUCCCAAGUCUGGCAAGGCUACCCCAGAGGUGUCGACGGCGGGACCCCCUGGUGUGGACCUCAGGGGUCCGGAGGAUGGUGUGACGUCCCCAGCGACUGAGAGCACCGGGGUGCGGACACCGACAGGCAGGAGACCAGCGCGUAACCCGUGGACCAUCUUCAUGCGCAUGCCCAAUCCUGCGAACGAGACCGAGGUCAAGGACUUCUUUGGCGACGCGGGCUCGGGGAUCAUCCGCGUCAGCUACCCCCAGAACUUCGCUGGUCGCAACCUGAAGAUGUGCUACGUCGAGUUCGGCGAUGAAGAUGCUAUGAAGUCCGGGUUGGCCAAGCAGGGCGCAACACUAAACGAUUCUAUCCCAGAAUUGAAGCAGGCGACCGACAAGGAGUCGCGCGCCUCUGAAACCGGGCCUCGUGGUGGUUCCUUCAGUGCGCGUGGCGGGCGCGGCCGGGGUGGAUUCGCUGCCCGUGGGUUCGCAUCCGCAGGCCUGACACGCGGCGGUCCUCCCGGGCGGCUCAACGGCGACGCACCGUCCUCUGAAGCACCCAGGCCGUCUGAGGGCUCCUGAGCCCUGAGGGACAGCCAGAGUGCGCUGCGGCAUGGAGGCCCGAGCUGCAGGUUGGGGAGGACAUGUCGCGUCGGUGUGCCGUGUGGUUGCCCAUGCCGUGCCGUACCGUACGUCUGUCGCCGUUGUCUGAUGAUUGAUCGUUCCGUUCGCUCGCAUCGUCCCCGUUAGUACCUAUCCUACGUAGUGUCUGUAGUCGCGCUCGUGUUUGCAUAUCGGCGGUGUCCUCUAUUUCUCAUCUUCCCGUGCAUCCCCCAUUGCUCGCAAGCGGCCCGCGCUCCCUUUUCACUUGGGUCCGCUGUUUGUCCUCGCUUCUUCCUCUCCAAGCGAGGCCGCUGCUGUCCAACCUUCCACGCGACCUCCAUUUGCUCAUGAGUUUCGCCUUUCCGAUAUGUGGUGACGGGUGUUGCUCUGCUCUUGUUAUGCCUUCUAUGCUACGGUUCGCAGUGAUAUAUGGUCAUGGUAAUGCUAGACCGCCCCUACCUGCAUGCUUUUGAUUGUAGCCUGUCUGCAACGCUGAUACCCUUGUGCUUGCUCUCG